AUGAAAAACAAAGAUGUUGCUCAAGGUGCCAUUGAAGAAAGAUCAAGGUUUUGGAAGAAAUUGAAGACUUUUCUAGGUUGCAUGCUUCUCAGCUCAAAAGAGGAAGCAACCUCCAACAAAAGCAAAGAUGGUGAAGGAAAAAAUGUCAGAAGAGAUAUUGUUCGGCACAAAAGGGCAAAACCCUCAUCCACCAACGAAGGGCAGGAGUUUAUUGCAACUUGUUCCAAUCUUCGGAGGUUCACUUUUCACGAUAUUCAGAUUGCAACACAGAAUUUUGGUUGCAGGAAUUUUCUUGGUAGGGGAGGUUUUGGAACUGUGUUCAAAGGUUGGAUUGAUGAAAGAGGGAAUUCUGCAGCAACACCUGGAACUAGGGUUCCAGUAGCAGUGAAGACUCUAAAUCCAAAUGGAUUUCAAGGUCAUAAACAAUGGCUUGCUGAAAUUAAAUAUCUGGGUGAACUCUAUCAUCCUAAUCUAGUGAGAUUGGUGGGUUAUUGCAUGGAGGAAGAUAAAAGGGUACUCGUAUACGAAUACAUGUGUCGAGGAAGCUUAGAGAAGUAUCUGUUCCAGAGAGGAACUGUGCGACUUCCAUGGCGUAUCAGGAUUAAAAUUGCAAUGGAUGCUGCCAAUGGUUUGACAUUUUUGCACGAGGAAGCUGCACGGGCAGUGAUUUUUCGAGAUUUCAAGACAUCCAAUAUCCUUUUGGAUAAGGACUUCAAUGCAAAACUUUCAGACUUUGGGUUUGCAAAAGAUGGUCCAGUGGGAGAUAAAAAUCACGUGUCUACGGAGAUUAUGGGAACAGAAGGUUACAUAGCCCCUGAGUAUGUGUUGACAGGGCAUCUUACAUCGAAGAGUGACGUUUAUAGCUUUGGGAUGGUUCUCCUGGAAAUGCUGACAGGAAGAAGAGCUGUGGAUCAAAUGAGGCCUGCAAAAGAGAAACACUUGGUGGAUUGGUUGCGUCCUCGUAUAAGGAGAAAAGAGAAUUUUCAUUACGUGAUGGAUCCUAGAUUUGAAGGGCAGUAUCCAAUCAAAGAUGCAUAUAGGGCAAUGAGGUUGGCCGUUCAGUGUCUUCGGCAUGAUCCAAGUGGAAGACCACUGAUGAGUGAAGUGGUUGGUGAGUUGAAGCAUUUGCUGGCUCGUGAUGAUGAUGAUGGCAUGCAUUCUGCUCCCUCAAUUUCACCUUCACCUUCUCCUUCACCUUCACCUUCAAUCCCCUCAUCCUCACUUGGCAGAAUCCAUGUCGGUCCCUCCAACCAUGCCGCCGGUGCUAACAAGUAUGGCCUUAGAACUGCUUCAGAACCCAACGUCCCACGGCGUUUUCAGGCCUCACCACUCGGCCAAGACAGCCCUCUCUUUCCACCUCCAUCGUAA
This is a messenger RNA of Vigna umbellata (rice bean), 1368 nucleotides long. Its product is annotated as putative serine/threonine-protein kinase PBL11. Gene Ontology annotation, biological process: protein phosphorylation. Gene Ontology annotation, molecular function: protein kinase activity; ATP binding. The record is from RefSeq and is a predicted model, not a curated record. Lineage: Eukaryota; Viridiplantae; Streptophyta; Magnoliopsida; Fabales; Fabaceae.